Guillardia theta CCMP2712 is the source of this 219-nucleotide messenger RNA. RefSeq lists its product as hypothetical. The transcript is spliced from 2 exons. The coding region runs from base 1 to 219 and encodes 72 amino acids. The record is from RefSeq and is a predicted model, not a curated record. Lineage: Eukaryota; Cryptophyceae; Pyrenomonadales; Geminigeraceae.
AUGAGGUGCUGGAAUGCGACUUGCGCUGCCUUGCUCCAGUCAUACCGCGUGAGUGAUGAUGAUGAUGCUAUUGACGACGACAAAAACAACGAUGAUGAGGAUGACGAUUACGACGAUGACGAUGACGAUGACUACCACUACGAUGAUGACGACGAUGACGAUGACGAUGACGACGACGAUGACGAUGAUGAUGAUGAUUAUGAUGAUGAAGCUUGUUGA